CUGGCUUGCCACCCUUCCAGAGUUGAAUCCAUUCAACACCUAGAGCCAUGCCCAGACCAACCCGUCCCCUCUCAGACUCUCUUCCGCCACUGAUUUUCGGUACCGCCACCUUCAACUACCAGUAUAAUGUCGAUCCGUACGCUCUGAGUACCACUGCCUUGGUGCAAAGCGCCCUGGUUAACGGUGUUCAUGCCUUUGACACCUCUCCUUACUACGGCCCAGCCGAGGAAAUCCUUGGCGCCGCAUUAGACUCCGAUUUCAUACGAACUCACUUUCCUCGUCAGACAUAUCACAUCCUGACUAAGGUUGGCCGAGUCGCCGCCGAUGAAUUCGACUAUUCCCCAGAAUGGAUCCGAAAGAGUGUCCAGCGAAGUUGCAAACGCCUGCGAACAACUUAUCUCGAUGUUGUUUAUUGCCAUGAUUGCGAGUUCGUUUCCCCCCAAGAAGUUUUGACUGCCGUCACGGAGCUGCGUCGCAUCCGGGACCAAGACGGCACCUUGCAAUAUGUCGGCAUUUCAGGCUAUCCAGUCGAUGUCCUGUGCCAGCUGGCUGAAAUGAUUCUGCGUGAGACUGGAGAGCCCAUUGAUAUUGUGCAAUCCUAUGCCAAUUACACCCUUCAAAAUACACGCCUUAUGUCUCAUGGCCUCCAGCCCCUGCUCAACUCUGGCGUCGAUGUUGUUACCAAUGCUAGCCCUCUUGGAAUGGGCAUCCUCAGACGCAAUGGCCCUUCGGUCGGUGCCAUGGGCAAUUGGCACCCUGCUCCCGACGAUCUCCGACAAGCCUGCAUCGAUGCUGGUGCGUGGGCAAAUGCCCGUGGCGAAAAGCUUGAAGUGGUCGCUGUACGAUUUGCCCUCGAAAGCUGGCUUCGUGAUGGCGCUAGUGUAGGCACAUAUGCGAGCCCUUACAACACUUCUGACCACACUUCUACUUUAACCACAUACAAAUCUCGCGAGAGAAUUGGCGUUAGCGUCAUCGGCGUCAGUAAGAUCGAAGAGCUCGACGAGACCAUUCGCAUCUGGAGAAGUGUGCUUGACGGCCUGGCCGAUGAUUUGGACGCCGAACUAGGAACAAUAACUCCCUCGGAGUCAGUUAGUGACCACGACUGGUCCUUGUUGAGACGGCAAACCAUCCGUGUCCUAGCUCGAGGCAUCCGCGAUGUCAUUGGCCCUCGAUGGGUCGAUCAUGCUUGGGAUUCUCCAGAGCCUGGCUUCGUGAACAAGAGAACCAUCCAACAUCUCGACAAGGCAAAAGUCGAAUACUCUGUUGCCGUUGAGGCCAUUCCGGAUACCGCCAUGUUGACACCGCCAUCCGAGGCAGACGACAGCGACAGAUUGGAGGAGGUGCCACCCCUUCGUUCCGUGUCAAGCGGCUAGCACUUGGACUGAGACCUUCUUUAUUUCAAGGUGUAUAAAACUGCUGAGCCAAGACAGACCUGUCAAUCCUUGACUUUGGUCAAGCCCAGAAAGUGCUGGAGUAAAGAUAAAUAAUAUCCGAGGCAAUCACUGGGCCUUUCGCCCAUGAGACCCCGGCAGCAACUGGUGCUCUCAUUCAUCCUCUGACAACCCUCACAAACCAGCCGUGAGACUUUGAGAUCAAAGGAUGUAUGCACGCAGGGCCUGACCAGCCGACAUU
Exophiala mesophila is the source of this 1632-nucleotide messenger RNA. RefSeq lists its product as uncharacterized. Gene Ontology annotation, biological process: dehydro-D-arabinono-1,4-lactone biosynthetic process. Gene Ontology annotation, molecular function: D-arabinose 1-dehydrogenase [NAD(P)+] activity. The transcript has 2 exons. Gene Ontology annotation, cellular component: cytosol. Lineage: Eukaryota; Fungi; Ascomycota; Eurotiomycetes; Chaetothyriales; Herpotrichiellaceae. The record is from RefSeq and is a predicted model, not a curated record. Bases 48 to 1373 code for a protein of 441 amino acids.